This is a messenger RNA of Pongo pygmaeus (Bornean orangutan), 1868 nucleotides long. RefSeq names its product CCM2 scaffold protein (gene CCM2). NCBI's taxonomy places the organism in Eukaryota, Metazoa, Chordata, Mammalia, Primates, Hominidae. Gene Ontology annotation, biological process: heart development; vasculogenesis. The transcript is spliced from 10 exons. Bases 73 to 1473 code for a protein of 466 amino acids. The record is from RefSeq and is a predicted model, not a curated record.
CAGUCAUGUUUUUUUCAGAGAGAGGGCUAACAUCUGGCCAUAUUUUUCAACAAAUUCAGAAGUGAAUAGAGAAUGCAUAGUAGCUGUCGGCAAAGGAGGAGGAACCAGAAUCUCUCCCAAGAAAUUCUUCAAACAGAAUUUCACACAGGGUAUUCCAUGGAGAAUGAGCCUGGAAUUGUCUCGCCAUUUAAACGAGUAUUCCUAAAAGGUGAAAAGAGUAGAGAUAAGAAAGCCCAUGAGAAGGUGACAGAGAGGCGCCCUCUGCACACUGUGGUGUUGUCAUUGCCUGAGCGCGUCGAGCCAGACAGACUGCUGAGCGACUAUAUUGAGAAGGAGGUAAAGUAUUUAGGUCAGUUAACGUCCAUACCAGGAUACCUGAAUCCCUCCAGUAGGACUGAAAUCCUGCAUUUCAUAGACAAUGCAAAGAGAGCCCACCAGCUUCCGGGACACUUGACUCAGGAGCAUGAUGCUGUGCUCAGCCUGUCUGCGUACAACGUCAAGCUGGCCUGGAGGGACGGGGAGGAUAUCAUCCUCAGGGUGCCCAUCCAUGACAUCGCCGCCGUCUCCUAUGUUCGGGAUGACGCUGCGCACCUGGUGGUCCUGAAGACAGCCCAGGACCCAGGGAUCUCCCCCAGCCAGAGUCUGUGUGCGGAAAGUUCCAGAGGCCUCAGUGCAGGCUCCCUGUCGGAGAGUGCAGUUGGGCCCGUGGAGGCAUGCUGCCUGGUCAUCCUGGCUGCAGAGAGCAAGGUCGCUGCGGAGGAGCUUUGCUGUCUGCUAGGCCAGGUCUUCCAGGUUGUUUACACGGAGUCCACCAUCGACUUUCUGGACAGAGCGAUAUUUGAUGGGGCCUCUACCCCCACCCACCACCUGUCCCUGCAUAGCGAUGACUCUUCUACAAAAGUGGACAUUAAGGAGACCUACGAGGUAGAAGCCAGCACUUUCUGCUUCCCUGAAUCCGUGGAUGUGGGUGGUGCGUCACCCCACGGCAAGACCAUCAGUGAGAGUGAGCUGAGCGCCAGUGCCACUGAGCUGCUGCAGGACUACAUGCUGACGCUGCGCACUAAGCUGUCAUCACAGGAGAUCCAGCAGUUUGCAGCGCUGCUGCACGAGUACCGCAAUGGGGCCUCUAUCCACGAGUUCUGCAUCAACCUGCGGCAGCUGUACGGGGACAGCCGCAAGUUCCUGCUGCUUGGUCUGAGGCCCUUCAUCCCUGAGAAGGACAGCCAGCACUUCGAGAACUUCCUGGAGACCAUUGGCGUGAAGGAUGGCCGCGGCAUCAUCACCGACAGCUUUGGCAGGCAUCGUCGGGCCCUGAGCACCACGUCCAGUUCCACCACCAACGGGAACAGGGCCACGGGCAGCUCUGAUGACCGCUCGGCGCCCUCAGAGGGGGAUGAGUGGGACCGCAUGAUCUCGGACAUCAGCAGCGACAUUGAGGCGCUGGGCUGCAGCAUGGACCAGGACUCAGCAUGAUGGACAGUGGAUGGGGGGCACCCAUACCUUCCGCGCAGUCAUCGUAGGCCUUCCCAGAAGGAGCUGCCCAGACCUGCGUGUCAGCCCUUGGUGGUGGCCAGGGAGAGGCUCCAGGCGCAGAUGGCCCCGGGCGGCCCAGGUCCUCUACUGUGAAGGAGCAGGGAGCUGCCGAGGGACACGAGCCCCAGUGCGGGGUGGAAGGCUCUUUGCCUUGUCCACCAGGGCUCAGCCAAGCCCUGCAGCAUGUCCCUGCUCGGGGAGGGCCCGGCCGAGCUGGCAGGGAGAGCCAGUCCUGUCGGCUGGGCCCUUGGACAGCUGUCAGUUUUGCACAUGAUGUUCCUAUUGUAACUCUCAGAGACCUUAAAAAGAAGUUUACUGCAAUGUGAAUAAUUUAA